Papaver somniferum (opium poppy) is the source of this 2263-nucleotide messenger RNA. RefSeq lists its product as uncharacterized. Gene Ontology annotation, cellular component: membrane. The record is from RefSeq and is a predicted model, not a curated record. NCBI's taxonomy places the organism in Eukaryota, Viridiplantae, Streptophyta, Magnoliopsida, Ranunculales, Papaveraceae. The coding region runs from base 275 to 1855 and encodes 526 amino acids. Gene Ontology annotation, biological process: fluoride transmembrane transport. The transcript is spliced from 8 exons. Gene Ontology annotation, molecular function: fluoride transmembrane transporter activity.
UGGAAAAAAAAAAGGAUUUUUACUUCGGAUGUAAUGAGUUAGCAAAACAACCAACCAGCCUUAGCUGGGGAGCUCUCCUCUUGUAUUUCUGGGUGGAAAUAUGAAAGUCUUUUUCUUUUUUGUAAACUAAAAAAUAUUGCAGGAAGAGGAGAAGAAUCAUCGUUGGUUUGCCAUCUUUAUACCUCUCUCUCUCGCGCUGGAAAUGGGGUCUCUGGGGUUUAGAACAGCUCAACAGUUUUAGAAUAAGUGAGUUUGGAGAUUCAUUCUGAGAACCAUGAAUCAAGGAGAUACCAAUAAUGGGCUCGUUCAGAACUCUGGGGGCUCUACAAAUUUGGAAACUGCUAAUGGAUCUUCUCGAAUCAGUCUUGGUCAAGAGAACUACAGUAAUCAUGGAAGUAAUCCCAGUGAACUACGACGAAGUGGAUCAUAUAUCUUUAGGAGUAUGAGUUCUUCUUCAAGAAGAAAUUCUCUAAGUAUCUCGCGUGGUGGUAGUAUUCAAUUGUUAGACGACAAGUGUGAAGAAGAAAUUGCUUCCCAGGCAGGAGAUAUUGGUGAUCGGGUAAUACAAAGCAAAAUGCAUAGUGAGAGCGGUAGUUGUCGGUGGUUCUCUGUGGAUAAUCUAGUAUUUCUUGAAAGUGGAUUUGCACCACCACAUGAGGAGCAAUAUCUGCAAAACAACGGUUGUUGGUUGCAGAAUACAAAUGAUAUAAGCGCCAAGUCCCCCGUCACUCCACUCACGUCAGAGAUUGUAUCUCCACUUCCCACUGAUGGUUUCUUAUGCGCAAGAGAUGGGAAUCAGAGUGGAUCAUUGCAGAAAUCAAGCCAACACUUCCAAGAAAUUCCAUACAACUUGCCCGUUUGGCUGGAGUAUGUUUUGUACUUUGUCCAUCUAGCUGUUUUUGGAAUUCUGGGGAUGCUGACAAGAUAUUUAUUGCAAAAGCUUUUUGGCCCUACAGUCGCUAGAGUCACAAGUGACGAAACAGCUCUCUACCUCGAUCUUCCCUCUAAUAUGUUAGGUUCAUUCCUGAUGGGUUGGUUUGGAGUUGUUUUCAAACCAGACAUAUCCCAUUUUUCGGACUUUAUAGCCGUUGGAUUGAGCACAGGAUACUUGGGAAGUCUCACCACUUUCAGCGGAUGGAAUCAGAAAAUGCUGGACCUCGCUGUUAGAGGGAAAUGGGCUGUGGCUGCAGCAGAGUGUCUCAUAGGUAUAUUUGUUUUCAUGUCCAUCAUUUUGGGGAUUCAAACGGCAAAAGAAUUCAGGUGGAUGAUAAAACGGCGUGGUAACAAAGAAAAUUCACCAAAUGAAAGACCCUGUUUGGGCUGCAACUGGAGGAUAGACGAUAUCAACCGGCAUAUAGCAGUUUUGAUUGUGCUAUUAGUGGUGCUGGGUUUGUUGUGGAGUGUAAGUGGGGUACUGAUGAGCAAAUGGGUUGAUGAUGGAAAACCCCAUGAUUCAUAUCUGUGGUUGGCUUGCAUGGUUGCACCUCCAGGUGUGUGGAUCAGAUGGCUCUUGGCUCGACUUAAUGGGCGCGGGUUAGGAAGGAAAGGGUUGAUGAAGUGGAUACCUUUUGGAACCCUAAUUGCCAAUGUUUCUGCUGCUUCUAUGAUGGCGGCUCUAGCAACAGUGAAAGAAGUGGUAAACACCCAAAGCUGUCAAAUGAUCACCACUGGUAUUCAAUUUGGGUUUUUAGGAUGUCUUAGUACGGUUUCUACUUUCGCGGCUGAGUACUAUGCCAUGAGUCAGACCAAGCAUUCUUGGAGAGCACAUGUAUAUGCUGCAAUUACAAUUCUACCUUCUUUUGGCUUGGGUACUCUGAUAUACUCCUUACCUGUGUGGGCAAAGGGAUACAAGUAACAGAGCUGAAAAGAGAUUGUAAACCCGAUGUAAAGUUUUACAACUGCCUAAUGGGAUCCCAACUCGAGAACGCGUAGUCUGGUAAAAAUAUUGUUUGGUAUCAAUACCCAGGCUCGAGUCUGAUCCCGCUAAACCUUUCAUUUGCGUUUUCGUACUUGUUUUGUACAACAAAAGCUUACCAAAGUCAAGUAAAUGCAAAGUUUAUAACGUAACAGAAGGACCAUUGAAGUUAGGGGGCACUCCAUGUAGUUAUUGAUUGCAUGCAUAUGAUUAUUAUGAUAUCAGUCGUUAUCUUCCGUUAUAAGUUAUCAUCGUUUAUAUUACACUUUAUUUGCACGAUCAUCUAAAAUUUUAUAAUUCCCUCAUUUUUGUAUGGGUUUCCAUUGAAGUUUAAUCAAUUUUGUAGUC